Manihot esculenta (cassava) is the source of this 3611-nucleotide messenger RNA. Its product is annotated as alpha,alpha-trehalose-phosphate synthase [UDP-forming] 6. Gene Ontology annotation, cellular component: cytosol. Gene Ontology annotation, biological process: trehalose biosynthetic process. Bases 817 to 3387 code for a protein of 856 amino acids. NCBI's taxonomy places the organism in Eukaryota, Viridiplantae, Streptophyta, Magnoliopsida, Malpighiales, Euphorbiaceae. Gene Ontology annotation, molecular function: catalytic activity. The record is from RefSeq and is a predicted model, not a curated record. The transcript has 3 exons.
UCACAUCAUUAUCAUACGUUCUUGCUUCUGAGUUUGGCAGUGUGUGUUUGUAAAAGGGUGAACUUGAGAUGUAGAUUCACUGAGAGAGCUAAAAUUAAAAAAACCCAAAAAUUUUCCCUCCCCUGAAAGUGGAAAAAACAGUAGCUUUAGCUGCUGAGAUUUGCUUUUGGUCUGGAUAAAUCAAAUUUGCUUGCUACCCACAAAACAAAAUGGAAUUAUCAAUUUUCAAGAAACUGGUAAUUUCUUGAACUGUUCUUGUUUCAUUAUCAUUUUUAUUUUGGGUGGUCUCUGUUUAAAUUGAUUUUUGGUUGGUCCACUUUUUCUUUUCUUAUCAAAUAGUGUAGCAAUCUAGUGGGAUGUCUGGUUGUUGCGACAAUAUAUUUUCUUUACCUCAAUAAUCUUGAAUCUAUUCCAUUCCUUUAUUUCUCUCUCCUCUUUAAUCUUUGAUCGUCUGAGAAACUUCCUAGUUCUAUCUCAUCUUUUAUUUGAUUUACUUUCUUUCUCUUCCCUUCUCACUUCCUUCCUAUGAACUAGAACAACCAAGUUGUUCUUUGUUUUCACAUUGAAGUGGAUAGCUUGUCCUUGUUUGAGAUCAACUCAGCAACUUAGUGACCUUGUCUGAGUGAAGCUUGAGAAGGGUGUCUGUAGUUCUUAAUUUAUGGGUUUACGAGAUCUUUGAAGCUUACGAGCUUAAAUUUUGUAAAGGGUUGUCUUCCAGCAUGGAAGAUUUUGUUUAAAUGAGAGAUUUCUUGCCUACUGUCGUCAAAGAAACAGCUUAAAUUAGGUAGAUUUUGUUGCAAAAAGGGACAAAAACAGAUGGUGUCGAGGUCAUAUUCUAAUCUUUUGGAGCUUGCCUCUGGGGAGUCUCCAUCGUUUGGCCGUAUGACUCGGCGAAUCCCUCGGAUUAUGACGGUGGCUGGCAUAAUUUCGGACCUAGAUGAUGACCCGUCGGCGAGUGUGUGCUCUGACCCAUCAUCUUCUUCAAUCCAGAAAGACAGAAUAAUUAUUGUAGCCAAUCAGCUACCAAUAAGGGCACAGCGAAAAUCAGAUGGUAGCAAGUCUUGGAUUUUCACCUGGGAUGAGAAUUCUCUGCUCCUCCAGUUGAAAGAUGGAUUAGGAGAUGAUGAUAUUGAAGUUAUUUAUGUUGGUUGUUUGAGAGAAGACAUUCACCCUAGUGAACAAGAUGAGGUCUCGCAGAUUCUUUUGGAGACCUUCAAAUGCGUGCCUACAUUUCUUCCCCCAGAUCUUUUCAGCAGGUACUAUCAUGGUUUCUGUAAGCAACAGUUGUGGCCUUUGUUUCAUUAUAUGUUGCCUUUGUCUCCUGAGCUUGGUGGUAGGUUUAAUCGGUCACUUUGGCAAGCAUAUGUUUCAGCAAAUAAGAUUUUUGCUGAUAGAAUCAUGGAGGUGAUUAACCCAGAAGAUGAUUUUGUAUGGGUGCAUGAUUAUCAUCUUAUGGUGCUGCCAACUUUUCUUAGGAAGAGGUUUAAUAGGGUGAAAUUAGGGUUUUUCCUCCAUAGUCCCUUUCCUUCAUCAGAGAUUUAUAAGACAUUGCCUAUUAGAGAAGAGCUUCUGCGAGCCCUUUUAAAUUCAGAUUUGAUUGGGUUUCAUACUUUUGACUAUGCUAGGCAUUUUUUGUCUUGCUGUAGUAGAAUGCUUGGUCUUACCUAUGAAUCCAGGAGAGGGUACAUAGGCCUUGAUUAUUGUGGUAGGACUGUGAGCAUCAAAAUUCUGCCUGUUGGUAUUCAUAUGGGUCAGCUUCAGUCGGUGUUGAGACUUCCAGAGACUGAAACAAAGGUAAUGAAGCUCAUUAAGCAAUUCGGUGAUCGGGGCCGGAUAAUGUUGCUAGGGGUUGAUGACAUGGACAUAUUCAAAGGUAUAAGUUUGAAGUUGUUGGCAAUGGAACAGUUGCUUGUGCAGCAUCCGGAGUGGCGAGGCAAGGUGGUGUUGGUGCAGAUAGCAAAUCCUGCAAGGGGCAGAGGGAAAGAUGUGAAAGAAGUCCAGGCAGAGACUUACUCCACUGUGAAGCGGAUCAAUGAAAUGUUCGGGAAGCCUGGAUAUGAUCCUGUAGUCUUAAUCGAUGCACCACUGAAGUUUUAUGAAAAAGUGGCAUAUUAUGUUGUUGCUGAGUGCUGUUUGGUCACUGCUGUAAGGGAUGGAAUGAAUCUCAUACCUUAUGAAUACAUUAUCAGUCGCCAAGGAAAUGAGCAAUUGGAUAAGGUGUUGAGGCUAGAAGCCUGUACUCCAAAGAAGAGCAUGUUAGUUAUUUCUGAGUUUAUCGGUUGUUCACCAUCUUUGAGUGGAGCAAUUCGAGUGAAUCCCUGGAAUAUUGAUGCAGUGGCUGAUGCAAUGGACUAUGCCCUGGAGAUGGCUGAGCCAGAAAAACAACUUCGACAUGACAAGCAUUAUAAAUAUGUUAGUACUCAUGAUGUUGGUUAUUGGGCACGCAGUUUCCUUCAGGACUUGGAGAGGACAUGUCGUGAUCAUGCAAGGAGGAGAUGCUGGGGUAUUGGAUUCGGAUUAAGCUUCAGAGUUGUGGCACUAGAUCCAAACUUUAGAAAGCUUUCGAUGGAGCACAUUGUAUCGGCUUACAAGAGGACCACAACUAGGGCAAUUCUUCUAGAUUAUGAUGGUACACUAAUGCCUCAGGCUUCAAUUGAUAAGAGCCCAUCUCCUAAGUCAAUUGACAUCCUAAAUAGCUUGUGCAGAGAUAAGAACAACAUGGUUUUCCUUGUUAGUGCGAGAAGCCGCAAGACACUCACUGAAUGGUUUUCUCAAUGUGAGAAGCUAGGAUUAGCUGCAGAGCAUGGGUACUUCCGAAGGUUGACAAGAGAUGCAGAAUGGGAAACAUGUGUGCCUGUAACAGACACUGCUUGGAAGCAGAUUGCAGAACCUGUGAUGCAUCUUUAUACCGAAACAACUGAUGGGUCCACCAUUGAGGAUAAGGAAACUGCUGUAGUAUGGUGUUAUGAGGAUGCAGAUCCUGAUUUUGGUUCGUGCCAAGCUAAAGAACUUCUUGACCAUCUUGAAAGUGUUUUGGCCAAUGAACCUGUAACAGUCAAAAGUGGACAAAAUACAGUGGAGGUUAAACCUCAGGGUGUAAGCAAAGGGCUUGUGGCUAAACGCCUACUCUCCACAAUGCAAGAAAAGGGAAUGUCGCCGGAUUUUGUUUUGUGCAUCGGAGAUGACCGGUCGGACGAAGAUAUGUUUGAGGUAAUCACCAGUUCCAUGGCAGGUCCUUCAAUUGCUCCAAGGGCAGAAGUGUUCGCAUGUACAGUUGGUCGAAAACCCAGCAAGGCAAAAUAUUAUCUUGAUGAUACAGCAGAAAUUGUUAGAUUGAUGCAAGGUUUGGCUUCAGUUUCAGAACAAACAGUGAACAACGUAAGCUGAGUGAAAGAUGCACUUUCCUUGUUUUGUCUGUUAAGUGUAAGCAUGCAAGUUACACGGUUUCUCUCUUUUCCUGGUUUUGUUUCUUGUAUAAAUUAUUAUAGCCAACUUAAAGAGAAAGUGUGGAAGCGGAAACACUUACUUUUGUGGUUGAUUUCUUUGUAGUGAAGUUGUAAAUAUAUGUUUGGGCAGUGAAUCUGAGCUUGUUGAACUCCAUUUUAUUUUUA